Messenger RNA from Oryza brachyantha (malo sina), 1973 nucleotides. RefSeq names its product protein NRT1/ PTR FAMILY 5.2-like. Bases 87 to 1856 code for a protein of 589 amino acids. Gene Ontology annotation, molecular function: tripeptide transmembrane transporter activity; dipeptide transmembrane transporter activity. Lineage: Eukaryota; Viridiplantae; Streptophyta; Magnoliopsida; Poales; Poaceae. Gene Ontology annotation, cellular component: membrane. The record is from RefSeq and is a predicted model, not a curated record. Gene Ontology annotation, biological process: dipeptide transport; transmembrane transport. The transcript has 3 exons.
CAGCCAGUCGCCACCCACCACCACCUCGCCAUUGACGGCCCCAACAAGGUGAAAGGUGAGCUCGCUCGCUAGCUGCGCCUGCCGCCAUGGAGAACGGUGCCGGCGGUGAGGAGGAGUACACGCGGGACGGCUCCGUCGACCUCCGCGGCAACCCGGUGCUCCGGUCCAGGCGCGGGGGCUGGAGAGCCUGCUCCUUCAUCGUCGUGUACGAGCUGUUCGAGAGGAUGGCGUACUACGGGAUAGCGUCGAACCUGGUGAUAUACCUGACGGAGAAGCUGCACCAGGGCACCGUGGAGGCGGCCAACAACGUCACCAACUGGUCCGGGACCGUCUUCAUCACGCCGCUCAUCGGCGCCGUCGUCGCCGACGCCUACCUCGGCCGCUACUGGACCUUCGUCGCCGGCUCCGCCGUCUACCUCAUGGGCAUGCUGCUGCUGACUCUGGCGGUGUCGGUGCCAGCACUGAAGCCGCCGGCGUGCGACGGCGUCGCCGUCGGAGCCGCCUGCCCGCGCGCCUCCGCGCUCCAGCUUGGCGUCUACUUCGGCGGGCUGUACAUCAUCGCGCUCGGCCACGGCGGCACGAAACCGAACAUCUCCACCAUCGGCGCCGACCAGUUCGACGACUUCCACCCGCCGGAGAAGCUGCAGAAGCUCUCCUUCUUCAACUGGUGGAUGUUCACCAUAUUCCUCGGCAUCCUCUUCUCCACCACCGUCCUCGUCUACCUCCAGGACAACGUCAGCUGGACGGUCGGCUACGGCAUCCCCACGCUCGGGCUGAUGAUCUCCGUCGUCGUCUUCCUCGCCGGCACGCCGCUGUACCGCCACAAGGUGCCUCAGGGCAGCCCGCUCGCGACGAUGGGGAGGGUGAUUGCCGCGGCCGUGUGGAAGUGCCGCGUCCCGGUUCCCGCCGACUCGAAGGAGCUGCACGAGCUGGAGCUGGAGCACUACACGAGCAGGCGCGGGUUCCGGAUGGACACGACGAGCUCCAUGGCGUUCCUGAACAAGGCGGCGGUGAAGUCUGCCGCCGGAGGGUCCGCGGCGCGGCUGCCCGGGUGGACCCUGUGCACGGUGACGCAGGUGGAGGAGACGAAGCAGAUCGUGAAGCUGGUGCCGCUGCUCGCCACCAUGGUCGUGCCGUGCACGCUGGUGGCGCAGGCGGGCACGCUGUUCGUCAAGCAGGGAGUGACGCUGGACCGCCACAUCGGCAAGUUCCACGUGCCGCCGGCGAGCCUGGGCGCGUUCGUGACGGCGUCCAUGCUCGUCUGCAUCGUGCUCUACGACCGGUUCCUCGUCCCCGCCGUCCGCCGGCGCACCAAGAACCCGAGAGGGAUCACGCUGCUGCAGCGGAUCAGCCUGGGCAUGCUGCUCCAAAUCGUAACAAUGGUGGUCACGUCGGUGGUCGAGAGCCAACGGCUGAGCUAUGCGCGGAGGCACGGCCUCGUCGCCACCGGCGGGCAGCUGCCGCUGACGAUCUUCAUCCUCCUGCCGCAGUUCGUGCUGAUGGGCGUCGCCGACGCGUUCCUGGUGGUGGGCCAGAUCGAGUUCUUCUACGACCAGGCGCCGGAGAGCAUGAAGAGCCUCGGCACGGCGAUGUCGCUGACGGCGUAUGGCGCCGGGAACCUGCUGAGCAGCGCCAUCCUCACCCUGGUGGAGCGCGUCACCGGCGAGAAGGGGGCGCCGUGGGUGACGAACAACCUCAACGCCUCGCGGCUCGACUACUACUACGCGUUCCUCGGCACCCUCGGCGCGGUGAACCUGCUGGCGUUCGUCGUGCUCAGCUGCAAGUACUCGUACCGCGUCGAGUCGACGGAGACGAUCGACGUCGCCAUGGCCGAAGUGCAGGCACGGCGAGGGUGAGCUCAGAGGCAGCCCCAAUGGCAGCAUGAGACUAUGAGAGCACCCUUUUCCGUUUGUGUCAUGUGACCAUGUUCUAUAGAAACUAAGGAUACUGAUAAUAUAUAAUCACAUUUCACA